Messenger RNA from Pangasianodon hypophthalmus (striped catfish), 5107 nucleotides. Its product is annotated as calpain-5. The record is from RefSeq and is a predicted model, not a curated record. Lineage: Eukaryota; Metazoa; Chordata; Actinopteri; Siluriformes; Pangasiidae. Gene Ontology annotation, molecular function: calcium-dependent cysteine-type endopeptidase activity. Gene Ontology annotation, biological process: proteolysis. The transcript is spliced from 13 exons. Bases 2435 to 4714 code for a protein of 759 amino acids. Gene Ontology annotation, cellular component: cytoplasm.
UAUUGCACUAUUUCUUCAGUAGCACAAGAUUAUUGCUCAAGUUUUCCUGUGAUAUUUUUUUGAUAAACAAAAUAUAUAUUUUGUUAUCCAUGACACCAUUAUGUAAGACAACAAGACACUUAAAAUGAAUAGAAAUAAAAAAAGAUAAAAUAGUUUUUGUACUGCAUGUAUGGCGACGAAAAAUCUUGGUUUUACCAAAUGUUUUUCUGCCAAUAAUAUACAUUUAUAUCCCUACUUUAAGAAAACCAUGAAUGUAUUUUUCCAAAAUUACAUGGAAAUGAUUUAUUAAGGCUAGUUUCUAACAUUGGCUUGGUGUCUGUCUGCAAAAAUCAUGUUGGUUAAGGAGGCAGUGUAAUAAAUGCUGGGGUACAUGCUGUCAGAUGUCUAAAACCUUGCCAGCUAUGUGUGAUUUCCUCACACAGUGACUGUCCUGAUCUGAUCAAGUUUUUGGAAACAAACAUAAGCCUAAUCAAGUCGGCUGUCAACAUGUCUGAUGCUCCUCGCCAUUACAUCACUCUGUACGCAUCACAGUGAAAAAGUUGAGAAACGUUUACAUGACCUAGAAAUGACAUGUAUAAAAAUUUAGUUAACAGAGCUGAAUAAAUUGAUCACUGAUUAUUUCAGCACCAGUGUUAGCGUUAACAGUGUGCAGUCGACUGAAGAGAUGAUGAAGUGACUCGUGUUUAAAUGCUGCGAGUGACUUAUACCUCAGGUGAUGCUGAUAAUCAGAGUGCUCAUGUCCCAUUUUAAGUUAUAAUUCUUUUCAAAUUUGGCAGUAACGUUUUUCCAUAAGUGCUAAAUGAUUUCAUAAAUGUAGAGGUACGGGGUGUCCUUCAGUGGAUUUGGAAUGGAAUCUUUAAAUGAGACUUUCUCCUUUUCACAUUACUAUGCUUCUGGUUGAGAUACAUGCGAAAAGGAAACAUUUUGGUUCAAGAAUGCCUGUACUUUAUAGAACCACAUUGUAGAAAAUGUCACAAUUUGACCAUGUGAGGGGUUUUCCCAGGCCACCACACAUAUGUGAAUAAACUUGAAUGUAUAUAUAGUUGUCCUCAUGAGGGGAAUACAUGACAAUUUUCAGCUUGAAGAGAUGUUUGGCUGGUGUUUGGAAAAAUGCAGCUGUUAUUUUAAAAACUAGAAAAUAUUUCCUUUUGGUCACUGAGGUUAAGGAUAAAAUAUGAACAUAGAGUUUGGUGUAGCAGAUGGUCAGUUUUUUUCAGCUACAGUAAAUCAAGUCAGUGGAAACACCCCACAAAGAUAGUAAUACAUGUGUGUGUGUGUGUGCACAUGUGUGUGUGCGCGUGUGUGGUUGCACGGCUGGAGGCCCCUGGAGGACUCAGGUGUCACUGCCACGCGUUUAAUGGCAACAGAUAUGGCAUGAUGGAUAUGCCAGGAGCGUGGGGAUGAGAAAAACAGAUAGGGGCGAGUGGUGAGUGAGCGAACAGACAAGAAAAAGUGAGAAAGACGUAAGUGUGACUUUGCAUUUGUUUGUGUGUGUAUGCCAGGGAAUGGGGAUUGCUUCAUGCCAGAUGGACGAAGCAGUGAAGGAGGUGCUGGUGUGUGCGUUUAAACUGAGUUAUGGAGUACGGGGUAGAGCGACAGAUUGAGGAGAGGGAAGAUCUUGGUCAGCACGUUGCUUCGGGUCAACAAGAGGACAUGAACAAAUGUACUAUGAGAGAGUGUGCAAGUGACGCAGUCAAAUAUAGAUCAUUAAUAUGAGGAGCAGAGCAGAAGGUACAUGGUCUGUACACCUGUACAUGGUCUUGCUUGAUUGUACAUGCUUUCUAGAACAGGUUAUGUUUUUGUUUUUUUUCAAGCUCUUGCUGCUUAUUUCUAAAUACUACCAUAUUAGCUGGACUACACAACGAUGUAGCAGAAUCUGAUAGUCAGUUUGCCACUUCUAACUGUCUGUCAUAGCAUUGUUAACUGAGAUAGUGUAACAGGAGGGAUGAUGUUACAAUUGCAAGUGUAGAUCCCCUUGUUGGUGAUGGACACGCUGUGUGAACUCUUUACAAAGUAGUACGAAGUACCAAGGUUAAGCACAUGUCUCUUCUAUGUGUAUGUGCUGACUUGACUGAGUUUGCUGUAAGGCAAUAUAAGGUACAUGUGCAAAGCCACACGUACCAAUUAAUCAGACGCCUGAGUGUCGUAAACUAACCUUCUCACAGCAGGGAUGUAGUUAUGCACAGCGUUGUAUUCUCCUGCCAGGACACCAGUCCAUUCAGAGAAUUACCACUUGGUCCGGUGCUCAGGACCUGGUCGUCACGGUGACAGUGAGCAGGUAUCUGAAAGGAAACACUUGUUGCUCUUCAACCUCUCUACUGCAGUUUUCCUGUCAUGCUCUUAGCUCAGCUGAAAUAUAGAUAGCAGACUUUUGAGCAUUUCAUUCCUAUUCCCAGCUGCUUCAACAACAUGGUAUGAUGUUAGGGAUAAGCUGAUGAAGGUGUAUAGAUGGCUGGAUAUAGCUGAGCUCUGGGAGAACACGUUGAAGAGACAAAGUCACCGAGACGAAGGAAAAGGGAUGCCAGAGAGAGUUUGUCUGUUUCAUGGUCAGAACUAUCACAAGCUGAAGCGAGCAUGUUUGAGGCAUGGAGCACUUUUUAAAGACCCACACUUCCCUGCCUGUACUCAGUCAUUGUUCUACAAGAGAACACCACCUCCAGGACUCACAUGGAAAAGACCACGAGAAUUGUGUAAAGACCCAAGACUUUUUGUGGAUGGAAUCAGUACCAGAGAUCUGCACCAGGGCAGUCUGGGUAACUGCUGGAUGGUGGCAGCGACUUCUUGUCUUGCAACAGAGCCAUCACUUUGGAAGAAGGUCAUCCCAGAUCACAUGGAGCAGGAGUGGAACCCCAAGCGUCCACACCUGUAUGCAGGAAUUUUUCACUUCCGCUUCUGGCGUUUGGGUCAGUGGAUGGAUGUGGUGGUGGAUGACCGCUUACCGGUCAGUGAGGAUGGAACUCUGCUCUUCUGUCGCUCAGCCACACCACGGGAGUUUUGGAGUGCCCUGCUGGAGAAAGCUUAUGCCAAGCUCAAUGGCUGUUAUGAAGCCUUAGAGGGAGGAAACACUGCAGAAGCUCUGGUAGAUUUCACUGGAGGAGUAUCUGAACCACUGAGUUUGGAUGGAGAGACAUUGAGCCAACAUGGCGACCAAAGGAGGGUGCUGUUUCAGAUGCUAGCCAGAGCACACAGCUGUAAAGCUCUCAUCACAUGCUCUAUACGGCCAGCAGAAGGAGAGCAGGUUGAGUCUGUGCUGGAAUGUGGUUUAGUGAAGGGCCAUGCAUAUGGUGUAACUGCACUUAGGAAGAUUCGUGUUGGGGAAAAUCUACUAGCUGUUUGUGGGACAUCCCGGCUGUACAUGGUGCGCAUGAGGAACCCAUGGGGCACAGCGGACUGGACCGGAGCCUGGAGCCAGGGGUCACAGCAAUGGCAGCAAGUGGGCCGCUGCGAGAGAGAGAAGAUGGGGCUGAUUGUCAGAGAUGUGGGAGAAUUUUGGAUGGAGUUUGAGGACUUCUGCCACUACUUCACAGAUAUGGUGGUGUGCAGGCUGGUGGAACGAUGCCUACUCUGGCAUUGGGGUCACUGGAGAGAGACACAUUGUACUGGAGAGUGGACUCAUGCUCCUCUAGACUCAACAAGACCAACUGCUCCUCGAGCCUCCAACACCCAGAAGGUCUCCUCAAGUUCCCAGUGGUCUCUUCCAGUUACUGCCCCAAGAGGAGAUAGGAAAGAAGAAAGGCUGAGUGAAAGGCACCUGCAUGAAAGGAGGGACCACACAGUGAAAGAGAAGAAAGCUAAAGGUGAACAGAAAGCUGGGCCAACACAAAGAGGAGAGAGGACAACAAAGGAGAAUGAAGAUGAGUUUCAGGGAAAAGAGGAAGGAGUGGUGGAUGAAAGUUGGGAGAGAGAGAUGGACAGGAGAAGUAGGUGCGGGGGGUGUAUUAACCACACAGAGACAUUUCUUCGUAACCCUCAGUUCAUGUUCGAGCUGGGAGGAGAGCGGGAUGAGGUGCUCAUAUGCCUGCAGCAAGAAGACAGAAGAAUGAAACGGAGGGAAGGAGGAGGUGAAAAUCUUCCAAUCGGCUUUGAGGUGCUGAGGGUCGAGGUGAACCGUAUGAGUAGGGUGCAGUGUUUUACUGAGCAGGCAGCCAGUUCAGUCUACAUGGAUUCACGUAGCAUUACCCUGCGUGUAACCCUUGACCCUGGGCGCUAUGUCCUCCUACCAACCACCUUCCAGCCUGGGGUUACUGGCCGCUUCCUUCUCCGCCUCUUCUCACACACACAUGUCAAACUCAGGGAGCUGAAGGAGGAGUUGCCUGCUCCCUCUCUGUGGCAGUGUUGUCUGCGUCAGCCAGGUGCUGUUGUUACAGUACACCUUCACAGAGCCUCCACGCUCAGCAAGCCCAAACAUCCAGCUCCAGAUGUAUAUGCUCUCAUUAGGUGUGAGGAGGAAACUAUAAAGACACGUGUAUUUAAAAAAGAUGGAAAUCCUGAAUUUAACACUAAAGCCAUUUUCUACAGGAGGAAACCUAAGAGGAAAAUCUGCUUAGAGCUAUGGGGAAGAGGCUUGCUAUUUGACUCCUUCCUGGGAAGAGCUUAUCUUCAAACAGGGGCCAGUGAACGAGGGCGGACCAGAGUGAUUGAACUGCAAGGUGGUCAGUCUCGUGGCUGCAUCUAUGUAGAGACUUCCACCAGUCAGUGCCUGACAGACUUAUGACUUUUCCAUUGACUUAUACAGUGGAACUGAGCUAUUGCUAAAAUCUGAAAACUGACUAGAAAAGCCAGCUUGGGACCAGACUUCUGCAAGUUUCUCCUUUAUAGUCUGGUAUUCUCAUGCACUUGCCUGCUUCUGAUUGGUCAGAAACCUGCUUUUGUUGAGUGGUAUAGCAGGUACUGUAGAAUGAAUAUGUGUGCAUAGUGUCUUUUGUUGUGAUUGUAGGAAGUGAAUCUGUGUCAGCCUGGCCUUGGGCUAAGGGGAAAGUUUUAGCUAUUACAACAGUGCUCACAAAAUGUUGUUCAUCCAUGGUGCUUUUGAAUAUCUCAUUAGUCCAAAGUAAGUAAAAGAGCAUUUGCGUGUGUUGCAUGUGUGUUAGGCUAGCAGUUAGUUAAG